Molecule: messenger RNA, 2354 nt
Organism: Alternaria rosae
Lineage: Eukaryota; Fungi; Ascomycota; Dothideomycetes; Pleosporales; Pleosporaceae
Product: P-loop containing nucleoside triphosphate hydrolase protein
Exons: 2
Coding region: 1-2187 (728 amino acids)
Biological process (GO): double-strand break repair via homologous recombination
Cellular component (GO): chromosome; nucleus; cytoplasm
Molecular function (GO): ATP binding; four-way junction helicase activity; 3'-5' DNA helicase activity
Source: RefSeq, a predicted model, not a curated record
AUGAGCGAUGAUGAGUACGGCUGGUCUUCGGAAGAUGAAGAGCAGUUCGCUGCUAGCACAAACAUUGCGCCUGAUGGAAAGCGUAAGAUCGCUAACGACAGCGCACACAUUGAGUCUUCAACCAAGCGGAGUCGGCACGAGGAAAGCAUCACCGACACGCCUUCGGCCAACAAAGUCCUUGCGAACAACAUCCUCAAGGGACGGUUCGGGCUCAAUGGCUUCCGUCUCGAACAAGAAAGAGCGAUUACCCGCCUUCUUGACGGAGGCAGCGCAGUCGUUGUGUUUCCUACUGGAGGCGGAAAGAGCCUUUGCUAUCAGGCGAGUCCUGUGCCUGCUGUGGCGUUCAGAUACCAAGACGAAGAGCUUGGCCGCAGGACUGCUGAACAAAGCGGCGUCACUUUAGUUAUUGCACCUCUUAUUGCUUUAAUGAAGGAUCAAGUCGACGCCCUCUUGCGCCGCGGUAUCAAAGCUGCCGUACUGAACUCAUCUAUCUCUCGCGACCAAUUCCUGGCUACGCAAGACGACCUCAAGAAAGGGCGUCUAGAUUUGAUCUACUGCGCGCCGGAACGUCUGAACAGCGAAGGCUUCAUUGCAUCGCUCAAAGACAUUCCCGGAGGUAUCCGUCUGCUAGCCGUGGAUGAAGCGCAUUGUAUCUCAGAAUGGGGUCACUCUUUUCGACCAGACUACCUCAAGAUUGCUCGCUUUGCAAAAGAAGCGCAGGUUGAGAGAGUCGUCUGUUUGACAGCUACGGCCACACCGAAGGUUGCUGAAGACAUCCGUGAUGCUUUCUCCAUAUCGAAAGAAGGCCUGUUUCGGACGACCAUGUAUCGUCCCAACCUGCGUCUUCUUGCUGAGGCGAACGGCAAAGACGCUGACUAUGUGUCUAAACUUGCUGCUCACGUCAAAAAGUACCCCGGUCCUACCAUCGUAUACGUGACGAUCCAGAAAGGCGCUGAGACGCUGGCCGCAGAACUGCAGAAGCGAGGCUUCAAGGCCAAAUUUUACCACGCCGGAAUGCCUGCACCAUUACGGACCAAAACACAAGACGAGUUUCUGGCUAGCACCGACAUGAUCGUCAUCGCGACGAUCGCAUUCGGUAUGGGUAUCGACAAACCAGACAUUCGUAGUAUUGUUCAUUUCGACAUACCCGACAGCAUUGAAUCGUACAGUCAACAAAUCGGCAGAGCUGGACGAGAUGGCAAGCCGAGUACGUGCAUGUUCUACCUCUCGACAAAAGACUUCUAUCUCCGCAACAUCUUCACCUACGGCGACCGGCCUUCGCACCGCUCACUGAAGCUCUUGAUGCAGGAUAUAUGUUCUCCUGCUCGCUCGAAGCUCAAAGCAGGUGAUACUUUCCAGCUUUCACUGUAUACACAGGGUCAGGAAACCGACAUCAAAGCCAUUGUUCUCAGUAUCCUGUACGCACAAAUGGAGUUGAACUUUGGGCUCUUCCGUUCUGCUGGAGCACUCUACGCGAAGUACUCCUACAUCACAAAGAACCCUAAUAUGGUGAAGAACGACGGGUCCUCGGCAGCAUCCGCUAUCGUCAGAGCAUCAGUCAAGAGUAGUAAAUGGACCCACGUAGCUUUGGAUGAUCUUGCGAAUUCGACCGGCAUCCCUCGAGCUGAUCUAGUGCGCAAGAUGGACGAAUGGAACGAGCGUGGUGCGAUCGAGCUGAAGAAGGAAGGCGUACAGAACAUAUACCGCCUAGAACGUCCUCUGCCUUCCACACCCGAAGAGAUUGAGAAGAUCGUUGCGCAGCUCGACGAAACCAUGGAAAAGACUGAGAAGCAGAAUCUCGCACGCACGAAAGCUCUAAUCAACCUCAUCACCGACAACCGCUGCCUGUCUAGGUCCCUCGCAGACUACUUCGGAGAGAGCACUGAUAUGUCAGAAGAAUGUGGGCAUUGCACGUGGUGCGAGACACAUACGCAAGUCGUACUGCCUGACGAGCCGCCGCAACCCCCUGAUCCAGCCAAGAUCCACCAAGUACUGAAAGCAGUCACCGUACGCGAUGACCCUAGGUUUCUUGCUAAAUUUGCUUUUGGCAUCAAGAGUCCACGCAUGAGUGCAUUGAAAGUCGACAAGAAUCCUGCGUUUGAGUCGAUGAAUGUGUGCGAUUUUCCCGAGUUGUUGAGGGUGUUUACGGAGGCUUGUGAGAAAGCAGAGAAGAAAGGAAAGGCCUGAGCAUCAGCGUAAUGAAAAUCCUGAAGGAAUGAUCUUGUUCUAUUUCAGAGAUACCCAUUUAGCGGAGUCGAAAUACACUUGUUCCUAGUCCACUCAUCUCGAAGUGGAAAAUCCCAUAUAUACAUAUAUUCAUGCUGAGGGGAAGAACGCGAUUCGUGAUAUUCACG